AUGACAAGUAACACGAACCCCCAAAAGCGAGGCAGCGACCAGUCAGAAAAGCUCCCUGGUCCGAAAAAGUUGAGGCGCUCCAUGGCCGAUAAACCCAGCCGCCUACACAAGAUGAUCACAGUCAUUGUCGGACACUAUGAGGAGCCAUUUAUCGUUGAUAAGGGCACUCUUCUCACCAGCUCCGACUUCUUCAAGAAGACCUUGGGAACGUCGCCCAAGAACGGCGGUCCAGAAGAUGUUUAUCUGCCAGACGUUAAACCCCGAGCUUUCGAAAUCUAUCUGGGAUGGCUUGAAACCGGCUACUUCUACAUCAUGGAGGAAAACGACGUCACGGAGGGUAAGUUCGGUGAGAUGCUUAAUGACGACGAGUGUUGGAAGUGGGAUGAGUGCUACAAACUUGGUCAUGUCAUACAGGACUGUGGCUUCCAGGACGCCUGCAUCGACUGGCUUCAAGAGAAGAUGAUAUCCGAAGAAGAUUAUAUCAUGACACACGUACCUGAAACAGUAUACGGGAUCGAUGAUCAGGUUCCAGCGCAUCGCCAGUUCGUCGUUGAUAUCGCAGCUCACCUCUGGACCGACAACAGAUUCGAGGAAAUAGAAGAGGAUGAGUAUCCUUCCGAGUACUUGAUGGAUAUCCUCAAACACAUUGGUCCGAAGAUGAGGUAUGAUCAAGUAGCGCAAAAAGAGUAUGAGGACUUCUUCAAAGAUGUCGGUUGCAAGUACCAUGCGCAUAUUGCUCUCAACAAGCCUUGCUACAAGAAGACACACCCCGCCUACAAAUAA
This is a messenger RNA of Alternaria infectoria, 783 nucleotides long. RefSeq lists its product as uncharacterized. Bases 1 to 783 code for a protein of 260 amino acids. The record is from RefSeq and is a predicted model, not a curated record. Lineage: Eukaryota; Fungi; Ascomycota; Dothideomycetes; Pleosporales; Pleosporaceae. Gene Ontology annotation, molecular function: protein binding. The transcript has 2 exons.